Molecule: messenger RNA, 2091 nt
Organism: Camellia sinensis
Lineage: Eukaryota; Viridiplantae; Streptophyta; Magnoliopsida; Ericales; Theaceae
Source: RefSeq, a predicted model, not a curated record
AUGACAUACAUAGUGGACCAUCUACAUUUGCUUAUACUGGGGGAAGCAUCUAGUAGUCGUAAUCCUGACUUGUCUGGUGCUCAUGGUAGUGAAGGAAAUACAUUUGCAAGAUUAAUGAGGGAUGCAGAACAAGAAUUGUAUCCGAAUUGCCAGCGAUAUUCCAAAUUAUCAUUCAUUGUUAAGCUGCUACAUAUAAAGGUGCUCAAUAAAUGGAGCAACAAAUCACUCACGAUGAUACUAGAACUGUUGAAGGAUGCACUUCCCAUCGGUGAAACACUCCCAUGCUCAUACAAUGAAGUUAAACAAAUACUUCGAGAUUUGGGCCAUGAUUAUAAAAAAAUACAUGUAUGCAAGAACGAUUGUGUACUUUUUUGGAAGGAAUAUGAAAAUGAAGAUAAAUGCCCUACUUGCAAGGAGCCUAGAUACAAAUUUCAUAAAGGUGAAGGUAAAGGUAAAAAGAUCCCUCACAAGGUUUUGCGGUACUUUCCUUUAAAACCAAGGCUACAAAGGUUAUUUAUAUCAAGGAAGACAGCUACUGAUAUGAGGUGGCACAAAGAUAUACGCGUAGAGGAGAAAAAUGUAAUGCGCCAUCCGGCGGACUCUGAAGCAUGGAAAGACUUUGACAAAAAGCAUGAGUCAUUCACCAAAGAUCCUCGAAAUGUUAGGCUCGGAUUAGCAAGUGACGGCUUCAAUCCAUUUGGGAAUAUGAGUACCUCAUAUAGCAUAUGGCCAGUUUUUAUUGUCCCAUACAAUUUGCCACCCUGGAAAUGCAUGAAAGAUCCAUUUUUUAUGAUGCCUUUGCUUAUUCCUGGGCGUAGAGCUCCUGGAUUUGACAUUGAUGUGUUUUUACGACCGCUAAUAGAUGAGCUAAAUGAGUUAUGGGAGGUAGGGGUAGAGACCUACGAUGCAUCAAGUGACUCUAAUUUUCAACUGUGUGCGGCAUUAUUAUGGACUAUCAAUGACUUUCCUGCGUAUGACCCAUCAUUAUUUGGGAAAAUAAAUCAACGUGGGAAGAAGCGAAAACGUUCUCCUCAAUAUUUAAAUUGGACAAGGAGGAGAAUUUUCUUUGAUUUACCUUAUUGGAAAACCCUCAAAGUUCGUCACAACCUUGAUGUUAUGCACAUUGAAAAAAAUGUAUGUGAUAGUGUUCUAGGAACAUUGAUGAACAUUGAUGGAAAAACCAAGGACACAUACAAGGCUCGUCUUGAUCUAAUGGAUAUGGGUAUAAGGCCUAAAUUACAUCCAAGGGAAGUACAUGGCCAAACAUUCCUACCUCUUGCUUGCUUCAUGUUGUCUCCACCUAAAAAGAGGAACUUUUGUGAAUUCUUGAGUUCAAUUAAAUUGCCAGAUGGCUAUGCCUCAAACAUAUCACAUUGUGUGAACACUAGUGACUAUCGAAUUACGGGGUUGAAAAGCCAUGAUUGCCAUGUUAUCUUGCAAAGAUUACUUCCUAUUGCUCUACGUGGAUGUUUGAAAAAGGAUGUGAGCAAAGCAUUAAUUGAGUUUAGCUUGUUCUUUAAGGAGUUAUCGUCAAAGACAUUGAGAGUUGAUGUCUUAGAACAACUUGAGAAAGAUAUUGUUUUAAUUUUGUGCAAGCUCGAGAAGAUAUUUCCACCAUCUUUUUUUGAUAUUAUGAUUCAUUUAUCCAUUCACUUAUCGCGUGAAGCAAUCCUUGCAGGACCGGUGCAAUACCGGUGGAUGUAUGGAUUUGAAAGGUACAUGCAUAUUCUUAAGGGUUAUGUACGCAACAAAGCUCGUCCAGAAGAAUCUAUUGCUGAAGGUUACAUUGACAAUGAGGCUCUCACUUUUUGCUCUAUGUACUUCCAUGGAGGUGAGACAAGAUUUAAUAGACCUGAACGAAACUAUGAUGGGCCUAUUGAGGCAGCACAAGAUGGAAACUUGUUUGUAUUUAGGCAAAAAGUUCGUGGAUUAGGAGCUGCAAUUAAUGAUGUGUUGAAUUUAGUGAAUUUGAAAAAAGUUCGAUGGUACGUGUUGAAUAAUUGUGAUGAAGUUCAACCAUAUGUGCUGCAAUACAUGGAUGAACUUGAAGGACAAGGUUUGACAAAUAUGCAAGAGAGGCUAGAAUCAUAG